UAACAUAACUACAGUCUCUUCUAUCCUUUUAACUUUGAGAUUCAUGUCAGAUUUGAUCCACCUGCUUUAUCUAGGAUACAGAAUUUUCCCGUCUUUAAUGGAGUUUUGAAUUUGGAUUCGACAUAUGGAUUACUCGGCUUUGCGACUGAUGAUUUAAAGCUUUCGUAUUCUUAAAUCACUUCUAAAGAGCUGGCAAAUCCAUUCUGUUUCAGAUGCAACGCUGCUGCCUAGAACAAAUGCAUUUUUUAACUCGAGGAUUUGUGAGCCGCUAACUAUUUCCAGCUGAUUAACAAACCGACUACUCAUCUGUGUCAGUAAUGAUUGUUCAUUUCAAUAAGUCAAACUGGCCUCUGCUGUUCUUUGCUGCUCUGUGGAGCCUCAGCUACCCGGGUCUGCUCACCGCAUCGCCGGGCAUCAGUCGCAGCAAGCCCAAGGAGCCGCUGGACCCCAAUGUGAGGGAGUGGGGAGACUAUUCAGACCUCCCCCCUGGGAUCGAGCAGGGGUUGGGGUUAGACGAAGAACAUGGCGAUAACAGAGGAGCUGGAGAGUCCUCAACCAGCCUGGCUCCGGAGCUGGAUUUCCUGGCAGACUUUGCAGGUAAAAAGAGACUGUGGGUGAUCACAGCUCCAUCCCAUAAUGACCACUACCUUCGUAUGAUGGAGAAACAGCUGGAGGAAAUGGAGCAGAAAGCGCUGAACUGCCGUCUAGCAGAAAGAGACACAUUCAUCGUCACCAUCAUCCAGAACGCCAUGAUGGAGGGUCGAAUCCAGAAAACAACUUUUGAAGGAGAGGCCACAGUGGAGAGCCUGGACCCGGACACAGUUAGCAAACUGCUACAUUACCUGGAGCUAACCAGCCAGGAGCAAGGCUUCACCAUGCUGGUUCUAAAGAAAAACCUUCGGGCCAGUGAGCGCUUUCCUUACCCGGUCCGGAUUGAGGCGGUUUUGGAGCUCAUUGAUCAGUUUCCUUUGAGAAAUCUGGAGAAAAUGACCAGAAGAGGAUCCAACUUGAGAUGUAAAACCACUAAAAAGAAGCUUGUGAUGAAAAGGAAAAAGAAGAAGGUACUGAGCCCUCAGAGGAGAGGGAAUGUGACUUCUGUUGUGGCUUUACAAAGAAAACCUCCCAUGGACAAAAAAGCUGCCCUUAAGAGUAAAAUCCAGGAAAUACUGAGUGGACGGUCGAGGUUUGUUAUCCGUAAGGGGUCAACAAGGGUGAAGGAGCCUAGCAGUGCAGGUGGGGCCACUUCUAACAAACAGAAAAAGGUGCAAAGCCCUCCAUCUGUAUCAAAGAGCAUCGAAGAAGUGAAGAAAGACAGGCCUGACUCAGCUGUGGAAGGAGGGAAGAGAACACAUGGCGGGAAAAACGGUGAUGAGAAAAAAGAGCAGAAUGUAAAGGAGGACACGCAGGAAAAACAAAGCUCUAAGAAAAAGGGUAAAGGGAAGAAAGGGAAGAAAGGAAAAGGCAGAGGGAAAAAGUCCAACAGAGAGUUCAGUGAGAAGGAUAAAACAGCCCUGAAGGAGUUUUUGGACAAGUUGAAGGGGGCAAGAAGGUUAAUGUUGAUCUCAACGCCCAGCAGAGAGGCAACUCUGUACAUCCAGCAGAGAGACGACAGCAGGAAGCAACACUGUGACCUCGCUAUUAGGAAGAUCACCAUGGUGAUCAUUGUGGGAGAAGGAAGUGACGCCACGCUAACUAUGCAACACCACCAGCUAGAGUCUGAGCCUCCACUCAGUGACCGAUCAGAACAUUUCUCAGACUCGGGUCUGAUCUCUCUGUUGAGAUCAGAGCUCGGCCUGUCGUCCUCGGACCUCUUUUCCAUGACCGUCACAGACUAUGACAUCAAGCCCAACAGAGUUUUUGAGGCUCCCCCAUCAGGUCCUGCUCUGUUCGAGUACAUUGACAACUUUGCCUCAAGGCGCUCAGAAAAAGAAAAGGAAAGGAGGAGCCCUCCGUCCUGCUCCAAUGGGAAGCAAAAGCCUGAAGCUGAUAAUAUACUGCUCAGAUUCGUGUCUAAAAGGAGACUGCUGCUCAUCUCUGCUCCCUCUGAGGACGACUACUCCUUCCAGCAGCAGCUCUCUGCUCUCAGUGGACAGGGGUGUCACUUGGGCAUUCGCCACUUUGCCAUGUUGAAGCUGAUUGGAACUGGGAACAAAGCAUCAGGAACUGUUGAACUAUUUCCCCUAAACGGUCAUAGUCAGAGUGAAGUCGAACCUCUAUCCAGGGACAUGAUAAACAAUCUGAAAGAACAGCUGAAGAUCAGUAAGGACUAUUUCAGCAUGCUGUUUGUGGGGAAGGACAGCGACGUCAAGGCGUGGUUCCCGUCCCCCAUGUGGACCCUGGAUAACGUCUACGACCUGGUGGACUCCACGGAGCAGCGGGUGCAGGAGGAGAAGCUGCAGAAGAGACUGGGGAUCCACUGCCCUGAGGACAGAGGGAGAGGAGCCAGUGAGGGGGGGCAUUACCCCGGCUAAGAUGAAGAUGGGACGGAGGACGCAUACUAUCACCAGUCACAGCAAUGAUGAGAAGGAAGGAGGAAGAAGAUUUAGUGGAGUGAAGAAGAGCUUCCGAUAUUCUGGAGAUGACACAGCAAACACAUGAACAUACACAAGUUAAUAACAAGGACCUACAAACACAUCUUCAGCACAAUAAUAAGCUGUAUAUGUUUAUGUUUGCAAGAAAUAAAUGUGAAAGCUGAACAGAAAAUGUUUCAGGAAUGGUUUCAUUCUAGAAAGACUUAAGGAAAACACAUGUGCAACUUGUUUAAAUUGUAUUUUAAAAUCUGGUGUAGGCAUAUGCUCAUUGAAGUAACAAUGAAACAUUAAACUGUACUCCAAGGA
Molecule: messenger RNA, 2837 nt
Organism: Gymnodraco acuticeps
Lineage: Eukaryota; Metazoa; Chordata; Actinopteri; Perciformes; Bathydraconidae
Gene: ccdc80l2
Product: coiled-coil domain containing 80 like 2
Exons: 12
Coding region: 318-2471 (717 amino acids)
Source: RefSeq, a predicted model, not a curated record